AUGCGCCUGUCUUGCCUGACCCUCCCUCCCCCACCAGGUGCGCGGAUCACCGAAGCCACCAGCAUCACGGCAGACGGCCAGACAGCUUAUGGCGACCCAGGUGGCGCUGGGGGAAUGGGGGGAGGGGGAUUGGGGGGAGGGCAGGCGACAGGUGAGGUGACGGGAGGUGUUGCACGGGGAGUGGGAGGAGGUAGAGGGAAUGGAUUGAGAGGAGAUGUAAGGGCAGAGGUAGGGCGAGGAGCAGAGGAGGGGAGUGGGGUUGAGGUGGAGGAGGAGGAGGAGGAGGAGGAGGAGGAGGAGGAGGGGGAUGGGGCUCACCACAGGGACCGAGGGUGGGAUGACAGUAGAGGGCGGGAGGAGGGCGCAGGGCAGCAGGAGGGGGGUGGCAAGCAGGAGGGCGGAGGGCAGCAGGAAGGGAGAGGGCAGCAUGAGGGGCAAGAGGAGGGGGAGGACGUGGAGGAAGGGCAUGGAGAGGGGAAAUCGGUGGAGGAGAAGCAGAGGGAGCUGGAGCUGCUACAGGGGCUGCUUAAAGCGGAGAUGGACGCGCAGGGUGGGGGGAGAUGGAAGGGUGAGGGGAAGGGGGGCCAUGGGGGGAAGGAGGGAGGGGGGAAUGAGGGGAAAGGAUCAAGUGAGGAGAGGGAUGAUGAGGAAGAGGAGGAUCCGGAUGAGACGGAGCAAUGGGGGGAGGGGGGAGAAAGAGUGGGAGGAACAGGGGAAAUGACCGAGAGGGAGAGGAGUGUGAAGGAAGGAGCGACAGAUGGAGGUGAUGGUGGCGAUGGUGGGGAUAGCAACAAGAUAACGUCUGAGUCGGCAGAGACGGCAGCAGUGGGUGGGGGCGGGGGAACUGCAGGAACACACAAUGGUGGGGAGCGUAGGAGAGGGAAGUACGAUGAGUGGGAGGAGGAGGGGGCGCUGUCACACUCUCAAGGCGUGGUGGAAGGGCGAGGGUCACGGGCUGCAACGGAGACAGGGAAGGGUAGGGAGAUAGGGCGUGAGGAUGCAAGCGUGAAGGAGAGGAAGGAAGGGGUGGUGGGGAGUAGGAGUAGGAGUGAGAGUGAGAGUGGGAGUGGGAGUGAGAGUGGGAGUGGGAGUGGGAGUGGGAGUGGGAGUGGGAGUGGGAGUGGGAGUGGGAGUGGGAGUGAGAGUGAGAGUGGGAGUGGGAGUGAGAGUGGGAGUGGGAGUGAGCAUGAUGAGAUAGCGUCCGUGCUGAGAGCGAUGGGGCAUGCGGUUGGGGAUGAUGGUGCUGAUGCCCAUGAUGCCCAUGAUGCCCAUGGUGCCCAUGAUACGGCUGCUGAUGCUGAUGUUGCGACUACUGAUGCCCAUCACAGUACGGCUGUUGGCGCUGCUGGCGCUGGUGGCGCUACUGGUGGCACCAACUCGCUGCACGAGGGAAGCACACAGCGUGGUGUGAAGCCGGAGGAGCACCAGCAGUCGGUGCACGAAGGGGAGGGAGUGAGGGAAGAGGGAGCAGACGAGGAGGGAGGGGGAGAAGAGGAGGAAGGCACGGCUGUGGCAGUGGAGAGGGGGCAGUCAGAUCAGCGCAAGCAGCUCAUGGAGCAGGAGGCCGCCCGACGCAGCAUGCCCCUGUCAGGCCACAGAGGAGCCGCAGCAGAUGCAGGGCAGGUGGGAGACAGAGGCGCGGCAGGAGAUGCAGGGCUGGUAACAGGCGGAGGGCUGGUGGGAGAUAGAGGGGUGGGAAGAAACGUGGGACUGGUAGGGGGUGCUGGACGAGAACCAGACGGAUCCUUGAGUGCAGAAGCACGAGCAGCUGCAGCAGAGGCCGGAGCAGCGACAGGGUCAAGAGGGGAAGGAACAGUAGUGAGUGAGAGAAAGGAACAGAUGGGAGGAAAGCAGGCAGUAACGGGCUGGGGUGGUUUGUCGAGAGGUGAGGGCCUGUCAAUGCGUGCUGCCCUGCCCAGGGAAGGGGCGCUGGCAGAGACACGUGUGGCUGGGGCGGGUGUGACUGGGGCAGGUUUUACUGGGGCAGGUGCGACUGGGGCAGGGGCGACUGGGACAGGUUUUCCUGGAUUGAGUGUGACAGCGAGACAGCAAGAUACAGGUCGAACAGAACAUGCAGAGAGAAGAGAGCAAGGCGUCUCUGGGUGGGCAGGAUUGUCCGUUAGUGGGGCAGGUUCAUCUGUAGGUGGACGGGUGGACGAAGAGGAGGCGAGGAGGGCGGAGCUGCAGCAGCAUGGGAGGGCGCACUCAGUGGAGGAGGGGGAGAGGCAACAGGACUUCCUGGGCGAACCUGAAGAAACACCUGAAGAGGCCUUUGAGAGCGCUGCUAGGAAAGCCAAAGCCGCCGCCGCUGCUGCAGCUGCUGCUGCAAUUGGGGAGGGAGGGGGAGGGGGAGGAGACGGGGAGGGGGACGAAGGGGGAGCAGGAGGGGGAGGAGAGGAGGCGGGGGGUGGAGUGGGUAUGGGAGAAGGGGGUUUGAGGGGAGGGGAGGACGAGGAGGAUGGGAUGCUUCUGCGGGGGGAGUUCCUGAAGGCUAGGAAGGAGAGUGCUCCCCAGGGGCAGCGAGGGGCGGCGCUUGUGCAGCAGGAGAGGGGACUUGUGCCGCCACAGCAGCAGCAGCUGCAACAGCAGCAACAGCAAGACUUGCAGCAGCAGCAGCUGCAGCAGCAACAAACGGGGACGGCUGCUUGGCAAAUGGGAGGUGCUGCUGCUGCUGGUGUUGGUGGUGGUGGUGGCAUUGUUGGCGGUGCUGGCGUUGCUGGUGGUGGUGGAUGGACAAAACAGUCUAGUGCACCUGGUGGGGCCGAGCGCGUGUUUGUUUGGGCAGUUCUGGGGGCGCCAUCCCCGCUUCUUAACACCACCACAUUCCCCCUCUCUCCCCCCUCUUCCCCCCUUCUUCUCCCCAUCUCUUCCCCAUCUCUCCUUCCCCGUCCCCGCCCUCACAGCAAGCCUGGCAGCCCAACAGUAGGGUGCAUCUGGCAGCGCAACAGUGAGGUGCAACUGGUGGGGCCAAGGGAGUGUGCAGCAGCAGCGGCCGCCCUGGGCGUGGCAUUCACACGCCUCACCCUCUUCAACCGUCCCAUCCCUCCUCUCUCCCCUCUCUUCCCUGCACAGCAAGCCCGGCAGCGCAACAGUGAGGUGCAUCUGGUGGGGCCGAGGGAGUGUGCAGCAGCAGCGAGCGCCAUGGGCGUUGCAUUCACACGCUACGCCCUCUUCAACCAAACCAUCUCCGCCUUCCGCUCCUCCUUCGGCACUCCUCGCACCGACCUCGUGCGCUGGUUCGUGCUGCACGCCUACAUGACUCGCACCAACCUCUCCCACGCCCUCUACCUCUCCCUGGACGUCCUUCUCUUCGCCAACGCCACCGAAGCUAUCAACCAGUCCUUCCCUGGCACGCGCCCCCCCCGCCGCACCCCCUCCCCCCUGCGCACGCCCAUCGAGGCGCACACGGCGGGUUGGUCCAGAGAGGGCCUGGCGGAUUUCCUGAGAUUCGUGCGCGUGUUUGUGGCGCAAGGGGUGCUGGGUGGGGGGGAGGAGACUGCUGCAGAGCGGCUUAAGAAUCCGGACUACUCGGAUGCCACCAUGCUGGGAUGGUACGCCCACCAUGGAUGCUGGCACACCCCUGAAAACGCCGAGGCCACUCCUGCAUGUAUAGCAGAGCCGUGCUGUGGGAUCACCAGUGAGAGGGCUGCCAGGCUGGCUGGCCACUUCACGCCCCGGUUUAAUGUAUCGAGCUUGCUGCAGCCUCGCCGAUGCCGACCCACAUCGUGGUCAGACGACGGGUGCCGUGACGCGGCUCGAUCGACUGUGACACGCGCACAGGGGGAUGGCGGAGUGGGAGCGGGAGAGGCGGGCGGUGCGGCUUCCGGUGGAGCGGCAACGUCUUCGAGCGACUCGUUUCUGGGGAUGUGGAAACGCGCGCAGGAGAAAGAGCGCGAGGCGAUUCGCGAGGCCGAGGCGCGGAAGCGCGCGGAGGAGCAAGGCGCGGCGCAAGCGGCGGGGGACGAGCAGGGGAAGGAAGAGGGGGAGAGCGCGGAUGUGCUGAAAAAGCGCGAAGCGCAGUUCCUUCAAAUGCUUGAGGUGCCCAAGGAGGUGCGGCAGGAGGCGGAGCGGAAGGUGGUGGUGGACCGCGCAGCCGCGGCGCUGGCGGCGGCGCAGGCGCUGCUGGUGGAGGCGGAGGAGCGCGCGCGCAAGGAAAGGCAGGCGUCGCGCGGGCGGCGGCUGGCGGGUGCGGGCGACCAGGGGGCGACGAGCAGCGUCUGGGGCGGCAAGUCCUUGUCCGUAGUGAAAGAAAAGGGCGGGAAGAAGGGCGGGGAAGGAAAGGCGGCAGCAGGAGGGGCAGUAACGAGAAAGGCAGCACCAGCGGGCGGCACAGGUGGUGGUGGUGGUGCUGCAGGUGCAGCAGCAGCAGGAGGGUUAGGUGGCUUCUGGAAGGCAAUCCCUAGCCGAGCCAAAAAGUCAUCUUCUGGCUCUUCCUCCUCCUCACCACCCGCAGCAGCACCAGCAGCAGCUGCCCCAGUAGCCAAGCCAGCCUCCCCUGGUGCUGCGAAGCAGCCUUCCUCAGGCGCCUCCUCAGGUGUUUCUUCAGGUGGAUCCAGCAGUCCAGGGCCCAGCUUCUGGGAGUGGGCGCCCCCAUCCGACACUGGGGGCGCUGGGGGAGCAGGUCUCCCGCAGCUGCAGCCAGCUGCUCCGAAACCUGCCCGUUCAGCUGCCCAGCGCGCUACAGUGACCAUCGCGGACCCCCAGCCGCAGCUGCUAGAGGCGCUGCUGCUGCCCUUCGAAAGCGCCGUCGCGCCCACCAAGCCCGCCAGCGCUGGCGAAGCUUCUACCACUGCUGGUGGCACUGGCGGCGUCGGUGGCGCCGGUGGUGUUGGUGGCGUUGGCAGUGCCGCUGGUGGUGCUGCCGGUGCUGCUGGUUCUGCUGCUGCUGCUGCAAGCCCUGCGGCUGUUGCCUCUGCAGCAGCGCUCGAUCUCGCCUCCGCCUCCCCUUUCCUCGCGUCUGACGUGGGCCUGCCGCCCCUGCAGUCCGCUCUUGAGGCCCAGCGCGGCAUCAAAGAGGCUCUCCAAGCCGUCUUUGCUUCGGACGCUGCCGAACCUGCAGGCUCGGAAGCCGACGGGGCGACCGUGGCUGCGGACGGGUCGCGGUGGUGGAAGGAAUCGGGGACUGAUGUUCGGGAGGGCGGGGAGGUUUGCGAUUGGACGGUGGUUCGGGGGGUGAGCGCGGAUGGGUCGGUGGAGUGGGAGGAGAAGUGGUGGGAGGCUAGCGAUGAGUUUGACUUUAAAGAGCUUGGAGCGGAGAAGUCUGGGAGGGAUGCGAAUGGAGCCGUGUGGAGGGAGACGUGGAGGGAGGCGACUUGGCAGGACUCUAAGACUGGGCUGAUGCAUAUUGAGAAGACGGCGGAUAAGUGGGGGCAGAAUGGGGAGGGCGGCGAGUGGCAUGAGAAGUGGUGGGAGCACUAUGAUGCGACGGGGCGGGCGGAGAAGUGGGCGGAUAAGUGGAGCAAGAUUGAUAUGUACACACCGCUGUAUGACGGGCACGCACACACGUGGCAUGAGAGGUGGGGGGAGGAGUACGACGGCCGGGGUGCGGCCUCAAAAUGGUGUGACAAGUGGGCAGAGCGGUUCGAAGGGCACGACGGGUAUGGCAACCAGCUGUGGGCCAAGUGGGGCGACAAGUGGGACGAGAAAUUCAACCGAGACAAGACCGGGUACCGGCAGGGAGAAACCUGGUGGCAGGGGUCGGGAGGGGACGAUGCACCCCGGUGGAACAAGGUGUGGAGCGAGGGGCAUGACGGGUCGGGAUGGGUGCAUAAGAAGGGCGGCGCGAGUAGCGGUGAAGGGUGGGAUGUAAGGGAGUGGAUGGACACGUGGUUUGAUGCGUUCCCACACUUUGGGUUCAGGCAGUGCUUGGAGAACUCGAGGAGGCUCAUGGAGGUGGGCAGGCGGCAGGGCAAGAAGCAGAAGUAG
Closterium sp. Naga37s-1 is the source of this 5925-nucleotide messenger RNA. The record is from the annotation of a GenBank genome assembly. NCBI's taxonomy places the organism in Eukaryota, Viridiplantae, Streptophyta, Zygnematophyceae, Desmidiales, Closteriaceae.